Brassica oleracea var. oleracea is the source of this 1937-nucleotide messenger RNA. Its product is annotated as ubiquitin-like-specific protease 1D. The record is from RefSeq and is a predicted model, not a curated record. Gene Ontology annotation, biological process: proteolysis. Lineage: Eukaryota; Viridiplantae; Streptophyta; Magnoliopsida; Brassicales; Brassicaceae. The transcript is spliced from 14 exons. Gene Ontology annotation, molecular function: cysteine-type peptidase activity. The coding region runs from base 75 to 1778 and encodes 567 amino acids.
GAAAACUGAGUGAAGAUUCUGAACCAAAGACAAUGUGCGAUUAAUAAAAAGAAAAAAAAAAACUCGGUUUGGGAAUGACGAAGGGGAAGCAUGAAGUAGAAAAAGAGUUGGAUUCUUCAGACAAGAAAGCUUUUACGAUUGACUGGAACUCGGUGCUGGAAGACGGCGGUGGCGACGGAAAAGAACAUAAAGUGCCGGAGUUGCUGAUUGUCAACACCCAAAAUCCUCUCCCCGGCGAUCAGAUGGACUGCCACAGAAACCUAACAGAUCACGCGCUAGACGAGCAGCUGGAGCGUAGCAAAUCGCACCUUGUGAAAUUAGGUCCUAGCCUACCCGACAAUGGUGAGAAGAUCCGUCUCAAUAUCGCUAGCCUCGAAGCCGAGAAGCAACGCAGGGUGUUACAUCGCUCCAAUAUGGAUGCGGACAGAAGUUCGAAGCUCAUGCAUGCGAGUACCUCAGGUUCACGAGGGAAUGCAGCUUCAACAGAAGCCUCUAGACAAACGAAUACGGACUCGAAAGAAGUCUCACGGUCUACAUUUGCUGCUGUUUUCAGUAAACCCAAACCGGAUACUCAGUCAACGAAAGCGUUUUGUAAAGAACUAGAAGAUUUGGGAUGUGCAAGUGUGAAACCCAAGGCGGAGAAAAAGAUCGUGACAAGGCAGAAGAACAAAUGGCGGAUUUUGUCAAAGGCAGUGGAAGAAAAGCAGACAGGGAAUCACAAAUCCAAUGGAUCUUAUGGGAAGAAAAAGUACAAGGAAUCUUGCACUUACUCCCUUCUUGAUGAUGAUGAUGACGACUCCAAUGUCCAUAAAACUCCCAAGGAGUGGUCUUGGGAAGAAUAUCCAUCACAGAGUUCAAAGCGCCAUAAGAACGCAGAUGAUUCAGUGAUUAACAUAGACGAAGAAGAACCUCAGCCUUCAACGGUGGCAGAUCAAACAGUUGAACUGCCUGAAGGCUUACAGGAAGAUAUAUGCUACCCAUCAAGUGAUGAUCCACACUUUGUUCAAGUUUGUCUUAAAGAUCUUGAAUGCCUUGCACCUCAAGAGUUUCUAAACUCUCCGGUCAUGAAUUUCUACAUCAGGUUCUUGCAGGAGCAGCAGGUAUCUAACUAUUGUCACUUCUUUAACACCUAUUUCUACAAGAAGCUCAGUGACGCUGUUACAAACAAGCGAAAUGACAAGGCUGCCUCUUUUCUGAAGCUCAGGCGGUGGUGGAAGGGUAUUGAUUUAUUCCGUAAGGCAUAUAUAUUUAUACCAAUACAUGAGGAUGUCCAUUGGAGCCUUAUAAUAGUUUGCAUUCCUGACAAGGAAGAUGAAUCCGGAUUAACCAUACUUCACCUUGAUUCAUUAGGCGUUCAUCCGAAAAGAUCAAUUGUUGAGAAUGUAAAAAGGUUUCUAAAAGAUGAAUGGAACUUUUUGAAUCAGGAUGAUGAUUAUUCAUCAAAUCUACCUAUCUCAGCGAAACUAUGGAGAAACCUCCCGCGCAGGAUUAACGAAGCUGAUAUAAAGGUUCCACAACAGAAGAAUGAUUUUGACUGUGGUCCGUUUGCUCUCUUCUUUAUUCAGCGGUUCAUUGAAGAGGCUCCUCAAAGGCUGAAAAGGAAAGACCUUGGAAUGUUCGACAAGAAGUGGUUCAAACCUGACGAAGCCUCUGCUCUGAGAACCAAAAUCCGAAAAACACUCAUCGACCUUUUCUGUGUCAGUGACCAGACUGAUCGCCACAACGACCCAUCUGAUGACAAUGGAGCAUCCCAGUCAAGAGAUAGAUCACCGCUCUAACAGAGUUUUAAUUUUUGUUUGUAUAGGCGAUCUCAUCAUUGUAGUUCCUUACUUUUCUGGAAGUUAAUAUUGUUGAAAACGUCUGAAGAAAAAAAUUUAAAAUUGUUAAAGAACCUCUGAAGAAAAACUUGUUGAAAUCUAAUCAAUGUUAUUUCACAA